This is a messenger RNA of Conger conger (European conger), 1386 nucleotides long. RefSeq names its product butyrophilin subfamily 1 member A1. Gene Ontology annotation, molecular function: signaling receptor binding. The transcript has 8 exons. NCBI's taxonomy places the organism in Eukaryota, Metazoa, Chordata, Actinopteri, Anguilliformes, Congridae. Gene Ontology annotation, biological process: regulation of cytokine production; T cell receptor signaling pathway. Bases 69 to 932 code for a protein of 287 amino acids. Gene Ontology annotation, cellular component: external side of plasma membrane. The record is from RefSeq and is a predicted model, not a curated record.
ACGUAACAGAAAACUACACGAUUUAUUCUGCAGUUGGGGGAAAACACUGUAUUUGAUCAUGAACAGUCAUGGCAUGCAGACUGAGUCUGGUGAUGUGUGCGACUUUCUGCUGCUUGAUAUGUAGAUCGAUGUCCUAUUACUCUCAGAACACAACCCAGGAAGUCCAAGCUGAGGUUGGAGGACGAGUGCGUCUCCCCUGUAAUCACCGAAUCCAAGGAAAUGUUACAUUGAUCUACAUGCAGAGAACCCAUCCUCUUGCAUUUGUGAAUGGCUACCAUCACCGGAACGAUGUCAAGCAGAACAAGAUGUUCAUAAACCGCACUGUCUUGGGCCCCUCCAUGGCGUGGGUGGAUCUGUUGGAUGUGAGGGUGAAUGAUGAGGGAGUGUACCACUGUGUCCUCGUAGACGGAACCACAAUAACAAAAACUCUCACCCUGUAUCUGAAAGUAAGAGCCAACUACAGUGCUCCUGUGGUGACGGUUACUCACAGCAAUAAGAGUGUUUGUGGCGGGAGCUGUCUGGUGACCUGCUCCUCUUCAGGGGGCUAUCCCAACACAAAUGUGACAUGGACCUUCCAGCCCCAGACAGCCGGGACCCAGGGGAUGGAGCUGAGCAGGAUCAGUGAGCAGAACAAUGUCACGGGGCUUUACACCGUCUCCAGCAGCAUCUUCAUCAACUGCUCCCAACUGCUUAACAUAACGUGUACAGUAGGGGGCGUUGUGUCACAGCAAGAGGAAAUCUGUAACAUUUCUGCGAAUGACUCCUUCGACUGGGUUGUAAUCACUGCCACAGCGGUUACAGCCACCAUGUUCACCCUUGUUCUAGUAAUCCUGGUGAAGCGGCUGAAGGCCUGUCCAACCACUGACCCCCCAGAUGAAGAAACCGGAAUAGAGGGCAUUUCUCCAGGCACCCCCCUGGCGGGGGACAGAUGAGCACAGCGGACUCAAAAAGGAAGCUAAUGCCAAUACAGACAUGGGAUGAAAGAGGACUGCACUACACUCAUUCAUAUUUUAUCUGUCAUCUUUGUUCUUAGUCAUUUUCCUAAUGAAAUGCCAACCUCGACCAUGUCUGGACGUUAUCACAAAAAAGGAAACAGUUCUCUCCGUUGUUGUGGAAUGUACAUGAAUAUAGUAUCACUGACCCAUCAUAUUCUCGAUUCUGAUGUGACUCCUCAUAAUUGUGCCUUUCCCCUACAUGAUUGUUUCCUAUGGCAAACAUUACAGUAUUCUUAUGAUUUUUUACUAUACAUUUGGCUUUAGAUAGUUCCUCGCUACUGUCUUUAUAUCUUUAUACGAUUAAACAUCUGUAAAUUGUUGAUUUACCUUUCUCUUGCAAUUAUUUGUAUUUUUUAAAUUUAUUUAAUAAAAUUAAAUAAUUUAUGUAUAA